UCUCGAUCAGCAGGCGGCGACUCGCGUGCGUUUUGUUUUGAUUUUGUUUACAAUGCUGCUGCGGCGAAAUCUUAUUUUUCCCGCCGUGCGGUUGGUGCACAGGAGUCUCCAUCGACACCAGAAUGGCCACAUAGUGCUCCACCCGGAAGUGCGGCAGGCUCUGCAGCUCCAUAAGCCGGUGGUAGCGCUGGAGUCCACGAUUAUUACGCAUGGAAUGCCGAUGCCGGAGAAUGUGACGACGGCCCUGGCGGUGGAGGAGCAGGUGCGCUGUCAUGGAGCCAUUCCCGCCACCAUUGGUAUUCUGGACGGACGCAUCAAGGUGGGUCUAACCCGCGAAGAACUCACCACAUUGGCCGAGAAGCCGCGGGAUCAGGUCAUCAAGUGCUCGCGGAGGGAUCUCCCCUUCGUAGUGGCCAGGAAACAGAGUGGCGGCACCACUGUGGCAGCCACCAUGAUCAUUGCCCACCAGGUGGGCAUCAAAGUGUUCGCCACGGGAGGAAUCGGUGGUGUCCAUCGCGAUGGUCAGGAGUCAUUGGAUGUUUCCGCCGAUCUCACCGAACUGGGACGCACUCCAGUGGCUGUGGUUUGCAGUGGUGUCAAGUCGAUCUUGGAUAUACCACGCACUCUUGAAUAUCUGGAGACGCAGGGCGUAUGCGUGGCCAGCUACAUGAGUUCUGGCGGGAUAUUUCCGGAUUUUUACACCCGCGACAGUGGCUGCACGGUGCCCUAUGAUCUCGGUAGUGCCCAGGAGGCGGCGAAGUUACUUCAAUCCUGGCAGGAGCUCCAAAUGCAAUCGGGCGUGCUCAUCGGUGUGCCCAUUCCCGAGGAGUUUGCUGCAGAUAAAGCCAAGAUCGAGGCGGCCAUUCAAGAGGCAACGGCGCAGGCCAAAGCCCAGGGUGUGUCCGGGAAGGAAGUGACUCCCUUCCUGCUCGCCGCCAUAGCAAAGAUUACAAGGGGAAGCAGCCUCAAGUCCAACAUCGCUCUUAUCAAGAACAACGCAAAGGUGGCGGCGCAAAUAGCCGCUUCGCUCAGUGAAAUCUCAUCGAGAAGUGGUGCAGCCUCCGCUUCUGGCAUUGGAAAGAAACCGCUGGUUGUAGGGGCAUCCAUUCUGGAUCUCUCCUUCACCGUGGAUGACCAAAAGCGAGAUGUGAAGCUAGACGGAGCCACCUACUCGGCGGUGGCUAAGCAGGCCGCCGGGGGCGUGGGUCGGAACAUUGCCGAAGGAAUAUACAAGCUCUACGGCGAUGUGAACCUCAUUUCGGCCGUUGGCAACGACCAAAUGGGUCAUACCUUGCUGCAGAUGAUGCCAAAGGCCCUGAAACGGGGCAUAAUCCUCGAGAGCAAUCAAAAUACCUCCCUCUGCUCGCUGAUCUUUGAUAAAUACGGUGAUUGCAAACUUAUCCUCGGGAAUAUGGAGAUUCAUCAGAGCAUUACACCCGAGACUCUGCAGGCCCACCAUCAGUUCUUCGCUGAGGCUCCCAUCAUCGUAAUGGACAGCAACAUUUCGGAGGAUGCGAUGGCAAGCAUCCUGCAGCAGGCGCAGAAAAACAAGAUACCCGUCUUCUUCGAGCCUACGGAUAUGUUUAUAGCGGGCAAGCCUUUCCAGCUGGUCCCAGAGCUAACCAAGAACAUACGCCUGAUCAAACCCAACCUUCAGGAACUCAAGACCAUCACAGAAGCUAUUACAGGUCAACCUGUAGACUUGGAACUUAGCACCAAGCUCCCGCAGGAGAAACUGCUUCAGCAGGCCAAAUUUAUGAUCAAACAGAUCGAUUCCCAUUUCAACUGCAUCAUUGCCACUCUUGGCGACCACGGUGUGCUCCUUAGUUAUCGCCAGGAUGCCGAGGAGGAUGCCACAAUGCUCUUAGACGUCAGUAAAUCUGCCGUACCACACCGUAUCCGCUUCUAUGCUGCCCCUCUGGUCAACAAUAUUGUCAAUGUCUCUGGUGCUGGCGACAGUUUUUGUGCGGGAUUCAUUACGGCUCUACUGCAGCAAGGACGUAUCCUAAGCGAGUGCGUGGCCGCUGGCUUUGUGGCCGCUGAGAAAGCCCUUCAAUCGGAGUCCGCAGUGCCGCAGUCCUACUUCUCCCAUUCGGAGACCUUUGAGGGUCGUUACAAGCAAAAGGUGAAAAGCCUCCAGCAGCAGAGCAUUUAGAAGGUAUAGAAGAUGGGAUCAGUUACUCAGGAUCACUUGAGAUCACUUAGGAUCUUUGCUUUAUUUCCUCAAGUAGUUACUUACAAAAGAGCCUGUACAAUAUGUAGACGUCUAGUAGGCCCAUCUGGAAGAUGCAUUAAAGGCGGAUUGUUAAGAAAUAAAAAUAAAUACUUUUGUAAUAAACCUACAUUUUGUUCGUUUAAGAAUAAUAUAUAGAAAAUUAUAAAUACCAUAUAAUGGUACAACUAGUUUAUGCCAAUAAAGCCCGCCAACAAAUUUA
This is a messenger RNA of Drosophila serrata, 2435 nucleotides long. RefSeq lists its product as uncharacterized. Gene Ontology annotation, molecular function: hydrolase activity, acting on glycosyl bonds; pseudouridylate synthase activity; kinase activity. The record is from RefSeq and is a predicted model, not a curated record. Lineage: Eukaryota; Metazoa; Arthropoda; Insecta; Diptera; Drosophilidae. Gene Ontology annotation, cellular component: cytoplasm.